GUCUGCCCGCCCAGCGGUAGGGCCUCCUCCGCCAUGGGAGUGCAAGUAGAGACCAUCUCCCCUGGGGACGGGCGCACAUUCCCGCAGCACGGCCAGACCUGCGUGGUGCACUACACGGGGACGCUGCAAGAUGGAAAGAAAUUUGACUCCUCUCGAGACAGAAACAAACCCUUUAAGUUUGUGCUGGGCAAGAAGCAGGUGAUCCGAGGCUGGGAAGAAGGGAUUGCCCAAAUGAGCGUGGGUCAGAGAGCCAAGCUGACUGUCUCCCCAGACUAUGCCUAUGGGUCAAGAGGGCACCCAGGCAUCAUCCCACCAAAUGCUACUCUCAUCUUUGAUGUGGAGCUUCUAAAACUGGAGUGA
Molecule: messenger RNA, 360 nt
Organism: Budorcas taxicolor (takin)
Lineage: Eukaryota; Metazoa; Chordata; Mammalia; Artiodactyla; Bovidae
Product: peptidyl-prolyl cis-trans isomerase FKBP1A-like
Exons: 1
Coding region: 34-360 (108 amino acids)
Molecular function (GO): peptidyl-prolyl cis-trans isomerase activity
Source: RefSeq, a predicted model, not a curated record